AUGGCCGAAAAGGCGGCACUGCUGGCAUUUGCGAAGGCGUUCGACAACCACCCGGUGUUCUUCAAGUGGGGGUCGUGGGCGAACGUGUCGCUGGGCAUGCAGUACAACACGUCCAAGCCCUGCGUGCAGUUCUGGAAGUGGAUCACCUGCGACGCCGAGGGCCGCGUUAACGCCAUCGACAUCGGCAACCCCAUGAUGGUGGACAAGGACCCGUCGUACGGCAAGGGGAUGUCGCCCGGCGCGCUAAAGGGGCAGAUUCCGUGGGCCAAGAUGACGGCGCUCGAGAACCUCGUGCUCAUUAAUCUCCAGGGCAACGACGUCUACGGGCCCGUGCUGCCGCCCAUUAUUUCCAAGUUCUCCAAGCUCAAGGAAAUCAUGUUCGAGGGCAACCGGUUCGUGGGGCCCAUGCCCGAGGAGGUCUCGGCGCUCAAGGACCUGCAGAAAAUGGACGUGAGUCUGAACCGCAUCACGGGGUCAAUCCCACGUGGCAUCGCCACGCUGGCCAAUCUGACGUGGCUCGCGCUCUCGCAAAACCAGAUGGCCGACGUGCUGCCGCCCGAAUUCGGCAACUUGACUCAACUUAAAAAACUGGACAUUGGCGGGAACUCGUUCCAAGGCGCGCUGCCGGAAAGCUGGGGCAAACUGCAGAAGCUAGAGCUGCUCAAUCUGCAGAAGCUGAAUCUGAACGGCUCCUUCCCCGACUCGUGGGCGGGCAUGACGUCGCUGCAGCACUUCGUCGCGCCCGCUGCGCGCAUCCAGAGCCGCUUCCCCUCCUUCCUGCUCAAGCUAAAAAACAUCUCCGACAUUGUGCUAUACAACAACGAGCUCUGGGGACCACUGCCGCCCGCCAAAGAGCUCUUUGCGCCCCGCACGCUCACCGCACUCGACGUGAGUUCCAACUUCCUCAACGGCACGGUACCCGCAGUGCCUGCUGGCCGCAACAUCGACUUCAAGUAUUUCACCAACUGUCUCAACACGUCAGCCAACCCGGCACUGGCGGAUCAGACGCCACAGGACCCCGCCGAGUGCACCAAGUUCUACAACACCCUCAAAUUCGCUUCCGAGCUCUCGAGUGCGAGCUACAACGGCACAGAGACAGUGCAGACAACGGAGUACGUGCCGGCAUCCAAGACGCCCAUGAUCAUCGGCAUCACCGUGUCGCUGGCCAUCGCCAUCGCUGCUGUGGGCGGGGCCAUCUGGUUCCUCUACUACACCAAGCGCGGCCAGAGCAUCUCCAAGAUGUUCACCAAGGGGCUCCGCCAGGCGACGCGCGAGUUCACGCUGAAGCAGAUGAAGGCGGCGACCAACAACUGGCAGACAGUCAUCGGCAAGGGAGGCUACGGCACCGUGUACAAGGCCACGCUCAAGGACGGCCAGCUCGUGGCCGUGAAACGCCUCGACCAGGUGUCCAAGCAGGGCGACGUGGAGUUCAUCCGGGAAGUGGAGCUGCUGUCGCGCGUGCACCACCGGCACCUCGUGAACCUCGUGGGGUUCUGCGCCGAGAAGGGCGAGCGCGCGCUGAUUUACGAGUACAUGGCGAUGGGAUCGCUGUAUGAGCACCUGCAUGGGGAGAGUGCGAAAGAGUACCCGCUGUCGUGGGAUAGCAGGACCAAGAUUGCAAUUCACGUGGCGCUUGGGAUUGAGUACCUGCACUAUGGUGCCGACCCUCCUCUCAUUCAUCGUGAUAUCAAGUCGGCCAACAUCCUUCUGUCGGACGACGGCUACUCCAAGGUGGCUGACUUCGGUCUGUGCAAGGAGGCGCCCAUCGGCGCGGGUGCGGACGGCGGGGAGCAGCUGGUGCCCACGGCCACAGCAGUGCGGGGGUCAUUCGGGUACCUGGACCCCGAGUACGUCAACACCAGUAUCCUGUCGGAGAAGUCGGACGUGUACAGCUAUGGCGUCGUGCUGCUCGAGCUCAUCUCGGGUCACAAGUCCAUCCACGAGUGGCAGCCCCUUGCUUACUGGGCGGAGGAGUACCUAGCUGACAGGGAGAAGACGCCUCUCAUGGUGGACCCCAAGCUGGAGGGCAACUUUGACCUGGACGAGCUCUACGCGCUCUGUGACAUCGCACGCACGUGCGUGCAGGACCAGGCCGUCAACCGCCCCACCAUCCGCGACGUCGCCAAGGCCCUCGUGGAGAACCUCGGCCACGCCACCUCCAGCUAUGCCGGCAGCCACCGGGAUUCCGCGUCUAUCAUGUCGUCGUCGCAGUCGGACGCCACGUCACUGCCGUCCUCGUCGUACCCGUCCACGACUGAGUCGUCGGAGUUUAGCUAUCAGAAUUACUCGGAGACGCUGCACUGGGCGCCCGGGGAUGACAACUCGACUGCGCAGUCGAGCAAGUCGGGGGCGGUGGCGCUGUCUAAGGGCGCCAAGGGCGACCACUUGCCCGUGCCCGUGCCGCGCCGCCCGGAUUUCCCCCCGGAUGAGGCGUAA
This is a messenger RNA of Closterium sp. Yama58-4, 2436 nucleotides long. Lineage: Eukaryota; Viridiplantae; Streptophyta; Zygnematophyceae; Desmidiales; Closteriaceae. The record is from the annotation of a GenBank genome assembly.